Molecule: messenger RNA, 651 nt
Organism: Caenorhabditis remanei
Lineage: Eukaryota; Metazoa; Nematoda; Chromadorea; Rhabditida; Rhabditidae
Exons: 2
Coding region: 1-651 (216 amino acids)
Biological process (GO): regulation of gene expression
Cellular component (GO): MLL3/4 complex
Molecular function (GO): RNA polymerase II cis-regulatory region sequence-specific DNA binding; chromatin DNA binding; histone H3K27me2/H3K27me3 demethylase activity
Source: RefSeq, a predicted model, not a curated record
AUGCACCAGUUGCCUCAACCGACAACCUCCAACUUCAAUCGUGAUGAUAAAAGUGGGAAUCCAAAGAAAUGGACGAUCACCGGCAACGUAAAUGAAAAAGGUUUUCCACUCAAAACCCUUGUGGACUGGCUCAACAAUGGUAUCAACUAUGCCAAAGAAGUUUAUGCAAAGAUGAAAGAAAGUCAAAUGACCGAUCUUGAAAUAUUUCGAGCGGAGCUAGAGACAUACUUGCAACAGAACCAGCUUCCAAUAAACGGACAACCUCACAACACCAAUGCAAAUCUGAUUGCGUUCGCCACCAACAUUGAAUUGGAAACACAAGAUUUCACUUUCGUGGAAUGUAAAAACGUGAAUUCCGCGCUUCUCACUUUCAAAUUCAAGAUGUCUUGUUUACAGGAAGUUGACAAGUUGCCAUACAUGCUCUCGCUAAAUGGAAAGGAAAACCUUCUUAAUUAUGCUGGAGAAAACAUUGCCGGAUUGAACAGUGCUCAACUCUACGUGAAGGCUCCAGGAUCCAGAACCAGCAUUCACCCAGAAAACAGUACUGUCGCGUCCUUCAAUCACAAUAUCGGUCCCGGCGAUUGUAUUUGGUACUGUGUCCCAUUAAGUAGAUCUCUAAUAAACUAUUCAAAUGUCUUGUGUGAAACAUAA